AUCCUGAGUUGAGGUAUUAAGCUGAAGAGAUGAAGUUUGUUGUUACAAUCUUUUGUGUUGGCUUAGUCUCAGCAGUUUCUUGCCAGCUACAAUGCCUAGGAGGGCCACAUCACAAAUCAACGCCAAGUUCUGAGACCAACUUUCAGGAAUGUCUCCUAUAUGCUGAAUCUUCAUGUUGCCAUGCCAACUUCACCGAGAAACUCUCUCGUUCACCUAUGAUUGAGGUGAACAAUUACUACUACAACAGAUGCGGUAACCUCAGUAAAACGUGUGAAGAUUAUAUGAAGAAAACAGAAUGUUUCUAUCAUUGUUCUCCACUGGCCAGUCACUGGAUACACCCUAACUUUUCAGAAGCAAUCCAACAUGUGCCUGUGUGCCAGUCCUUCUGUGACAACUGGUUUGAUGCUUGCCAUUCUGACCUGACCUGUACUUACAACUGGAUAUCGGACUGGGAAUUUGAUGAAACUGGAAACCACUGUAAAAAUGACUGCAUUCCAUUUCAUAAGAUGUAUGCAAAUGGCACUGACCUUUGUCUGAAUGCCUGGGGGGUCUCAUUUGUAACCAGCUCCUCUCCAUGCCGCUGCUUGGAUUUCACAGAGACAGACAAAAAGGUGAUAAAAUACAUCUUUAAGGGAGACAACUCAGCAGAGAGUGGUGAGGAGGAGGCCUGCAAACCGAGACUAAAGAAGCCUGAGGACAAAAAAGCUGCAGACUCAGAGGAGCAUGACUGAUGUACUUUCUUGGCUAACCAGUAUUUGAUGAGAGAAGUCACCUAAUUACACCUUCUACAGAAAAUUCCACAGAAAGCAAAGACAGAAAAUCUGCUGCUGUCUGAUGGGGACAUGAUUACUAACAAUUAAGCUACAAUAAAAUAAGCUUAUAAAUCAAA
Molecule: messenger RNA, 889 nt
Organism: Xenopus laevis (African clawed frog)
Lineage: Eukaryota; Metazoa; Chordata; Amphibia; Anura; Pipidae
Gene: rbp.L
Product: IZUMO1 receptor, JUNO L homeolog
Cellular component (GO): external side of plasma membrane
Molecular function (GO): signaling receptor activity; riboflavin transmembrane transporter activity; riboflavin binding
Source: RefSeq, marked provisional